Messenger RNA from Geodia barretti, 819 nucleotides. The record is from the annotation of a GenBank genome assembly. Lineage: Eukaryota; Metazoa; Porifera; Demospongiae; Tetractinellida; Geodiidae.
CUGCACGCUCAGCGGCGUCUCGCCCCACCCCAUCGCCUGGCGACCGACGGCGUCCUGCACCUGCAGCGACACGCGCACGCAGUCACGGAAGUCAACGCUUCGGCGCCGAACUUCAGCGGCACCCGCGUCGUCACCGGCAGCAGGUACACUCCUGCGUCGACCGCCUCGAUAUCCGUAUCCACUGAGUGUCGAGGUUACGAGCCUGCCGGUAUCGCGAUCAAGCACUGCGCCGUACCUCAUGACCCGUCGCGACUAUACUGCGGCGCGGAGGAACAAGACAUGGAGCGCGUACCACUCGGACGAAGCGGCCUGCUGGUCUCGCCGAUCUCUUUCGGCACCUGGCAGCUCAGCCCGCGCUUCUGGGGCGAACAGUCCAGGGAGCAAAUCACUCAAGCGAUACGGCAGGCCUUCGACGGCGGAAUCAACCUGUUCGACACCGCCGACGCCUAUGGCGAGGGCCAUGCGGAGACGGUGCUGGGCGAGGCGAUCGCAGGCCUGCCGCGCGACGAGCUGGUGAUCACCACCAAGGUGCUGAACCGGUUCAAGCCUGACGGAUCCCGGAUUCCGGACCUGUCCGCCGAGAACAUCGCUGCCCGCUGCGAGGUGUCCCUCAAGCGGUUGCAGCUCGACACGAUCGAUCUGUACCUGCUGCACGGCUUCGACCCGCUCACGCCCUGCGAGGAGACCGCCGGGCAACUCGACCGCCUGCGGGCGCAGGGGAAGAUCCGCGCCUACGGCGUGAGCAACCACAGCGUCGAGCAGUUCCGCGCCAGCGCCGCUUCGGUGACUACUCCGUGGUGCAGCCGCCCUACAGCCUGA